AUGUCGACCCCGGUCUUACGAGUGGGGAUUCUCGGCGCCACCGAGGUGCUUGAGCAUACCUUCUUCCCGACCUUAAAUUCUCUUCCUCUCUUCGAAACCACUAUUAUCCAUGCAUACAACGACCAUGCAGUCGCGGUGCGAUCUCAACAGCAAUUCUCCAUUCCAUACACUACCACCUCUACCGACGAAGUCCUCCACCACCCGGAGGUCGAUCUCGUGCUGAACUUCUUCCCCUUCGAGUCCCACGAGAAGUACACCAUCGCAGCUCUGGAAGCAGGCAAGCAUGUCAUGGUCGAGGCACCUCUGAGCCUGGGCAUCCACGGUCUCCGCCGUAUCCGCACCGCAUCAAAGAAAGCCAGCUCACCGCACUCCAAAAGCACCCCAAAGAUCUUCGUCGGCUGCGUGCGCCGCUAUGCCCCGUCCUACACCGAUGUCUUCAAGAAAGAGCUCGCGAGUCUGGGCCGCAUCUACUACGCUCGCUGCCGCAAUAUCUCGGGCUCGCUCGCCCAUCCAGCCGCGCGGGAGGAAGUGGCAAUCAACGCAAUUGCACGCGGCCAUGGCGGGGACGAGAACGAGAAGGUAUCUGGCAACGGCACCAAGAAAGCAGCGGCCGGUCUGCACCUCGACGGACUUGGCAAGGACAUGCAGAUGCAUGCUCUUAUGGCAGAUAUCUUUAGCUCAACCGACGACAUUACGCCGGACCGUGAGGCGUUCUGCCGAUUCCUCGGCACGCUGGGCUGCCACGAUCUCUCGUUGAUGCGCGAGGCACUGGGGUUCCCUGAUGCGGUGGCUAAUGUGUCUAUCACCGACCCCUUUUACUCUGCGAUCUUCCACUACACGAAUCCGUCGAAGGAUGCGCUUGUUGUACAUGGCGACGGGCACCCUUUUACCGUCAUGUAUGAGACGGGCGUUGAUGCUGUGCCACGCAGUGAUGCCCAUCUUACCGUCUACGGAGCCAACAAGACAGUUUCCCUCCAGUACGAGAUGCCCGUCGCGACGCACACGCUGUGCAAGGCGGGUUGUGUGCGUGUUGUCGUCGAGGAAGCGGGCGAUAUAGUACAGAAUGGUGACGGCCCCGCUGAGGGUACUGCUACUGGUGUGAAGCGAAUGGAGUAUACGAGCUUGUUUGCGGAUGCGUACGAGAAGGAACUCCUUGCGCUGCAUGCUUAUCUUGUUGAUGGAGUGGAGGCGAAGACAUCGGAUGGGGAUGCAAUGAUGGAUUUGCAAAUGCUACGGAUGAUCUUUGAUCAUUACGACCGCCAGUGUGGUACUAUUCGUACUCCAUUGGGUUAA
This is a messenger RNA of Penicillium chermesinum, 1293 nucleotides long. Its product is annotated as Gfo/Idh/MocA family protein. Gene Ontology annotation, molecular function: oxidoreductase activity; nucleotide binding. The transcript has a single exon. Gene Ontology annotation, biological process: NADPH regeneration. Gene Ontology annotation, cellular component: cytoplasm. The record is from RefSeq and is a predicted model, not a curated record. NCBI's taxonomy places the organism in Eukaryota, Fungi, Ascomycota, Eurotiomycetes, Eurotiales, Aspergillaceae. The coding region runs from base 1 to 1293 and encodes 430 amino acids.